Messenger RNA from Eruca vesicaria subsp. sativa (arugula), 1740 nucleotides. Lineage: Eukaryota; Viridiplantae; Streptophyta; Magnoliopsida; Brassicales; Brassicaceae. The record is from the annotation of a GenBank genome assembly.
AUGGGUCUUGAAGGUGGCUCUUUUACCUUGACAUCAAGAACCAAUAGUUUCAAGAGAGAUCAUACUAAGCACCAGAAUUCUCCUAAGAUAAAUCUGAGACCUACUAUGCAACGCUCGUUGAGUUUCAACAGCUGGGAAGUUCCAAAAGAGACCAAUACUGAUUCAGAUUUUGAGGUCUUGGAGACAAAGAAGUCAACUCCAAGCACUCCGAAUGGAAGAAACUGUGAGAGAAUCCAAAUAAAUAAACUUACAGUAACUCCACCUGAGCCUUUUGUGUUCUUCUCUCCUAGACCGGUCACCGAGCUUGAUGCCGCUGCAACUAUGGUACAAAAGGUGUACAAGAGUUACAAAACAAGAAGGAACUUAGCAGACUGUGCUGUCCUUGUUGAGGAGCUCUGGCAGAAGAGCUUGGAUGCUGCAGCUCCAAAAUUGAGCUCAAAUGAUUCAGAUUUUAAGGUUUUUGAGACAAAGAAGUCAACUCAUAACAAUCUGAAUGGAAGAAACUGUGAGAGAAUCCAAAUAAAGAAACCCACAGUAACUCCACCAGAGCCUUUUGUGUUCUUCUCUCCUAGACCCGUCACCGAGCUUGAUGCAGCUGCAACUACGCUACAAAAGGUAUACAAGAGUUACCGGACGAGAAGGAACUUAGCAGAUUGUGCUGUUCUUGUCGAGGAGCUCUGGUGGAAGACUCUUGAUGCUGCAGCUCUGAACCUGAGCUCUGUGUCUUUCUUUGAAGAAGAGAAGCAUGAGCCUGCUGUUUCAAAAUGGGUACGAGCUAGAACACGAGCCGCUAAGGUUGGGAAAGGCUUGUCAAAAGAUGAAAAGGCUCAGAAAUUAGCUCUUCAGCAUUGGCUUGAAGCGAUUGACCCACGUCAUCGUUAUGGCCACAACUUGCACUUCUAUUAUGAUGUCUGGUCAGAGAGCAUGAGCUCACAGCCAUUCUUUUACUGGUUGGAUAUAGGAGACGGCAAAGAUGUAAAUCUUGAGAAACAUCCAAGAAGUGUGCUGCAAAAGCAAUGCAUCAGUUAUCUCGGACCAAUGGAGAGAGAAGCAUAUGAAGUGAUUGUGGAAGAUGGGAGACUAAUGUACAAACAUAGCAUGACUCUGAUCAACUCAACUGAUGAAUCAAAGUCGAUUUUUGUACUUAGCACGACUAGAACCUUAUACGUAGGGAAGAAGAAGAAAGGCGUUUUCCAGCACUCUAGUUUCUUGUCUGGAGGAGCCACGACAGCUGCAGGAAGAUUGGUGGCCCAUGAUGGGAUUCUUGAGGCUAUAUGGCCAUAUAGUGGACACUAUCUCCCAACAGAAGAAAACUUCAAGGAGUUCAUAAGUUUCUUGGAGGAACACAAUGUUGAUCUCACCAAUGUUAAGAGAUGUGCUGUGAAUGAAGAAUACUCGUCUUCAUUCAAAUCCACUGGAGACGAAGAAGAAGAACCAAAAGAAACCUCAGAAGAAGUUGAGAUACCUUCAGAGCAAGAAGAGAGAGCUAGACCAGUGUUUGAUCCUGCGAAGAGACUUUCUUGUAAAUGGUCAAGUGGAUAUGGUCCAAGAAUUGGGUGUGUUAGAGAUUAUCCAAUGGAGCUACAAGCACAAGCAUUGGAGCAAGUCAAUCUCUCGCCUCGUGUCUCACCUGCCAAUUCGUAUGGACCUAUUCCAUCUCCAAGACCGAGUCCUAAAGUAAGAGUCUCUCCACGGUUGGCAUACAUGGGGAUCCCAAGCCCGAGAGGUGUAAAAUGCUAA